GGCGCCGCGCGCGGCGCGGGAGAGCCCUGUAACCCACAGCUCUUCGCACUUGCGGUGCGGUCCCUGGCCAGCUUGGCGUCGGGCCAUGGCGUCCCCAGCGGCCGGCGAGGUGGCGAUCAUUGGCAGUGGACUCAUUGGACAAAGCUGGGCUAUGUUGUUUGCCAGUGGAGGCUUCAAGGUGAAACUCUAUGAUAUUGGGCAACAGCAGGUAACAAAUGCCUUGGAAAAGAUCAGAAAAGAGAUGAAGUUUCUGGAGCAGUCAGGUUCUCUGAAAGGCUCCUUGGGUGCUGAAGAACAGCUGUCACUCAUCAGUGGGUGUUUGAAUAUUCAAGAAGCAGUAGAGGGCGCCAUGCACAUUCAGGAAUGUGUUCCAGAAAACCUGGAGCUGAAGAAGAAGAUUUUCGCACAGUUAGAUCAAAUCGUCGAUGAUAAAGUUGUCUUGAGCAGCUCCACGUCUUGCCUCAUGCCUUCCAAGGUGUUCGCCGGCCUGGUACACGUGAAGCAGUGCAUUGUGGCCCAUCCUGUAAAUCCACCAUAUUAUGUGCCGUUGGUCGAGCUGGUCCCACACCCGAAGACGGCCCCCGUGACAGUGGACAGAACCUACGCCCUGAUGCAGAAGAUUGGACAGUCCCCAGUCAGAGUUAUGAAGGAGAUCGAUGGCUUUGCCCUGAAUCGCCUCCAGUAUGCAGUCAUCAGUGAGGCCUGGCGGCUCGUGGAGGAAGGAAUUGUUUCUCCGAGUGACCUUGACCUUGUCAUGUCAGAUGGCCUUGGCAUGCGGUAUGCAUUCAUCGGACCCCUAGAAACUAUGCAUCUGAACGCAGAAGGUAUGUUAAGCUAUUGUGACAGAUACAGUGAAGGCAUGCAACAUGUCCUAAAGACUUUUGGACCCAUUCCAGACUUUUCCGGGGCCACAGUUGAAAAAGUUAAUCAGGCCAUGUGUGUGAAAGUUCCCAAUGAUCCAGAGCACUUAGCUGCCAGGAGGCAGUGGAGGGACGAGUGUCUUCUGAGACUUGCCAAGUUGAAAAGACAGAUGCAGACCCAGUAGCUACCAUCCUUCUUCACUGGGAGUCCUUGGUGGUGGAAUUACAAGCACUUAAUCCAGCUGCUCUGAAGCUGUGGGGAUCCACGUGGUCUUUAUGCAGUUCCAGAGCUCGACCUCCCCCCUUUCUGGGC
Messenger RNA from Lontra canadensis (Northern American river otter), 1173 nucleotides. RefSeq names its product crystallin lambda 1 (gene CRYL1). Gene Ontology annotation, biological process: fatty acid metabolic process. Gene Ontology annotation, molecular function: L-gulonate 3-dehydrogenase activity; NAD+ binding. The coding region runs from base 86 to 1045 and encodes 319 amino acids. The record is from RefSeq and is a predicted model, not a curated record. Lineage: Eukaryota; Metazoa; Chordata; Mammalia; Carnivora; Mustelidae. The transcript is spliced from 8 exons.